This is a messenger RNA of Drosophila nasuta, 1356 nucleotides long. RefSeq lists its product as uncharacterized. Bases 1 to 1356 code for a protein of 451 amino acids. The record is from RefSeq and is a predicted model, not a curated record. Gene Ontology annotation, biological process: DNA integration. Lineage: Eukaryota; Metazoa; Arthropoda; Insecta; Diptera; Drosophilidae. The transcript has a single exon. Gene Ontology annotation, molecular function: nucleic acid binding.
AUGGAUAUCAUUCUAAUACGAGUGUGCCAGGAAACCGAGUAUUUCAGCGAGAUGAAAUGCUUGAAAAUGGGAAGCAGUAUUAUAGAUCGGAAGAGCAAGCUAUUCAAAUGCUCUCCGUACUUGGACGAAGUGAGCAUACUGCGCGUCAAGGGAAGAAUCGACGUAAUAGAAGGAGUCGAAGUAAACCUAAAGCGACCCAUAAUCCUACCAAGAAGACAUCGAUUUACAUAUCUGCUGGUUGAGUCGUAUCAUCGCCGGUACCAUCAUCUGUACGACGAGAUCGUGGUCAAUGAACUACGGCAAAAGUUCCUGAUAUUUGGUCUGAGAGCCUUGGUGAGAGAGGUUUCUCAAACUUGUCCAGCAUGCCGGAUGAGGCGCGCGCGUCCUAGGCCUCCAGAAAUGGGAAGUCUACCGCGCGAGCGUUUGGCGCACCACAUGGCGCCGUUCACCUAUACAGGAGUGGAUUACUUUGGGCCCAUCGACAUCAUCGUUGGACGACGGCACGAGAAGCGCUGGGGUGUUCUGUUCACAUGCCUCACAAUUCGUGCCGUACACCUGGAUAUCGCAACAUCACUGUCAACCGACUCUUUUCAUUGUAUUCUAAAGGCAUUUAUAGCGAGACGUGGUUGCCCGCGACGAAUGAUGUCCGAUAAUGGAACUAACUUCCGAGGUGCGAGUAGAGUGUUAAAAGAUGAAGUGGAGCGUAUAUCGACCAGGGAUGUGGAGACCAAAUACCCAGAAAUGGAGUUCAUGUUCAUUCCGCCAGGCUCACCGCACAUGGGCGGUGCAUGGGAAAGAUUGGUACGCUCAACAAAGUCCAUUCUAACGGAGAUCUUGCCGCCUGGUGGAUUGCGAGAAGAAGUGCUUCGUGCUGCGUUGGCUGAUGUGGAGGGUAUUCUCAACUCACGCCCACUCACAUAUGUACCACUGGAAUCGGCAGACUCAGAAGCGCUUACACCGAACCAUUUCCUCUUGGGCCACUCUAGUGGAAUUCGUGAACGAGACAGCGAAAUUCAAAACGGUGACAAGCUUGCCAAAGGAUUCAGAAUUUCGAGCCAGUUAGCCGAUCAGUUCUGGAAAAGAUGGAUUCGAGAAUAUCUGCCAACGCUUACGCGCCGUACCAAAUGGUUCCAUCCGCCGCCAGAUUCGAUCGCCGUGAAUGACAUUGUUGUUAUCGCAGAUGAGAAUGGCAAACGAAACAGCUGGCCCAAAGGAGUUGUGGUAGAUGUUCACCGAUCGAGAGACGGUCAGGUAAGGAGUGCCGUUGUGCGCACUCCAGAAGGUAUUAUGACUCGCCCCGCCGUAAAGCUAGCCAAAUUAGAUUUGAAAAUUGGUAAUACACAACGCGAAUGCUAG